AUGUCGCUAGAUCCACAAUCUUUACAGAAGUUGCUCAUUGAAAUGGACAAUCAGCUCAAUAAGUCCAGAGCAGAGCUUUCCAUGUGCAAUGUCCAGUUGGACCGUGUCGAUACCAACUUGAAAAUCAUUGACGCCACCACUAGCAGAUUGAACAAACUCACAAGCCCAGGUGACCAUGUUUGGAAGGGAGUAGGAAAGGCAUUUGUUCAGAACGACGCUAAGGAAUACAUUGAAGACAUUAACAAGGACAAGAAGGAGUUCUUGGAGACACAGAAGCUGUUGAAGACGAAGAAACAUUACUUGGAGACCACUUUAGAGAAAACGAUCGCCAACAUGACAGAGAUUGUUGGAAAGAAGUGA
Molecule: messenger RNA, 360 nt
Organism: Sungouiella intermedia
Lineage: Eukaryota; Fungi; Ascomycota; Pichiomycetes; Serinales; Metschnikowiaceae
Source: the annotation of a GenBank genome assembly